This is a messenger RNA of Gracilinanus agilis (Agile Gracile Mouse Opossum), 1053 nucleotides long. RefSeq names its product mas-related G-protein coupled receptor member D-like. The transcript has 2 exons. Gene Ontology annotation, molecular function: G protein-coupled receptor activity. Gene Ontology annotation, cellular component: membrane. Gene Ontology annotation, biological process: G protein-coupled receptor signaling pathway. Bases 49 to 1053 code for a protein of 334 amino acids. NCBI's taxonomy places the organism in Eukaryota, Metazoa, Chordata, Mammalia, Didelphimorphia, Didelphidae. The record is from RefSeq and is a predicted model, not a curated record.
ACAAGAUCACUAAGUCCAUCAUUCCAGGAGUCAACCAGCAUAAGGUCCAUGAUGCCAUCUAACCUCAUUACUGAGCUGAGCACCAUGAUCCCAACUCAUUCUGACAUGCUCCAAAAUCAUUCUGAGCAGACUUCUGGGGCUAGCACCCCCCAUAACGGCACACGUGAUGCUUUUGAUGAGUUUGUGAGAUGCCUUACCCUGUUCACAUGCAUUUGUGGAGUAAUAGGGAAUGGAAUUGUUCUCUGGCUUCUCAGUUUCCACAUUAAAAGGACUCCCUUCUCAUUCUAUGUCCUCAGUUUAGCCGCCAGUGAUUUUACCUACCUCUUCUUGGAAGUAAUUUGGGUAAUCAAUUACCUGUUAUAUCGUCCGAAUUUCCAAAAUAUUGUCAAUUUAUUAACGAACAUGGGUCUCCAUGUAACUUUCACAGUUGGCCUGGGCCUGUUGGCAUCAAUCAGCAGUCAGCGUUGUCUUUCUAUUCUCUUCCCAAUAUGGUACCGAAACCAUCACCCGAAGAGGGGACCUAUGAUAGUGUGCAGCAUACUUUGGAUUAUGUCUCUUCUACUAAAUCCACCAAAGGUUUACUACUGUGUUGUACAGAUGGAAGUCCUGCCUCCUUCUGGCUGUGACCUGAUGAGUAAAUUAUCAGGGACUCUGAUGCUUUCGUUGCUACUAUUAAUGACUCUGUCCAGCCUGAUUCUCUUCAUCCGAAUCUUGUGGAGUGCCAAGAGAUAUAAGCCCAAAAAACUGGUCAUUCUCAUCCUGCUGACGGUCUCUGUGUUUCUCCUCUGUGCUGUCCCUCAUGGCAUCAAUCACUCUGUUUUCAAUUGGAGAGCGCUGUACAACCACACUUUCCAUGAGAUCUCCUACUUCCUGUCUUGUGUGAACAGCAGUGCCAACCCCCUCAUUUACUUCUUCAUUGGGAGCCUCAAACAUCAGAGACUGAAGGAGCCCCUCAGGGUGGUUCUCCAAAGAGCCCUAAGAGAUGACAGCGACCUGACCGAAGACAGAGCGACUUCAUCCAGAACAGAUACCACGUUGGAUAUGCCAUCAUGA